AUGGCAGCAGCAAGGUCUCAGCCCGAAGAUGAUCCAGAUCCCUCCAACAGCAGCACAAUCCGUGACUCAGGAACCCCUUCUGUUCUAGAACUGGAGGACAUUCUGGAGAGCAGCAGAGUGCCGUUAAACCAUGUUGAUGAAGUUUGGCCUAACCUAUACAUUGGAGACUUGGUAAUAGCCCAUGACCGAAAACAAUUGAGAAGGCUGGGAAUCACUCACGUGUUAAAUGCUGCUCAUUCCAAAUGGGGCAGUAAAGGAGAUGCCAUCUUCUACGGCAGGAAGAUAAAGUAUUUCGGCAUCACAGCUGAUGAUUGUCCAGAGUUUGACCUGAGCAGCUACUUCUACACUGCAGCUGAACUCAUACACCAAACACUGAGGAAUCCAGAUGCGAAGCUUCUGGUGCACUGCAUCCUGGGAUUGAGCAGGUCAGCUUCCCUCCUGCUGGCCUACCUGAUGAUCUAUCACGAGCGGUCCCUGCUCCAGGCAGUUCACAGGAUGGUUUUGUUCAGACCGAUCUCACCCAACUGCGGAUUUCUGGAACAGUUACGCAACUUGGACAUUGAGUUAAAUGAAAAGAAGAAGCAGCCUCAGGGAUGGCCUGUGGAUUGCCAGAUGAUAUCACCCACUGACACCGUCUCACAUGCUCUGCUCAGUGAACCGACGGGGAAGGCACUUUCCACAGCUUCUGAGCUGGUGAACAGGGAAGAACAGGACAUAAACUCCCGGUCCAACAUUGGAAGCAUGGAAGGAUCAUCCCACAGACGCAGGUCUCGCUCUGGUUUGCAGAGUGGAACUGAAGAUGACUAUGAACCUCCUCCAAUGUCAGAGCUCCAGAAAUGUCUGUGGACAAGAGCGUCCUCGAGUCACGUGGACCAGGUUUGGCCGAACCUUCACCUGGGAGAUGCAUGGACAGCUCGAGAUAAGCUGAUGCUGCAGCAUCUGGGAAUUACGCACGUCCUCAAUGCUGCUGAUGGGAAGUUCAACAUUAACACUGGAGCCACUUACUACAAGGACAUGAACAUACAAUACUAUGGAAUCGAGGCAUUUGAUGCCACAGAUUUCAACAUGAGUCCAUUCUUUUAUCCAGCUGCAAAAUUUAUCAGAGCUGGUCUCAACACUGUAGGGAAAGUCUUUGUUCACUGUGCAAUGGGAAUCAGCCGGGCGGCCACCCUGGUUCUUGCCUUCCUGAUGAUCUGUGAAAAGAUGACCCUAGUCGAGGCCAUUAAAACUGUCAGCGCGCACAGAAACAUCUCGCCCAACUACGGCUUCCUCGGUCAACUCCGGGAGCUUGAUAGAGCCUUGAUUAGGGAAAGGAGAAGGUGACCGGCCGCUGAACACGGUGACUUCACCGGGCCGCAGUCACCUGAAAACUCUCCAGAAAGGGUCAGGACAACAAAACAGACAGAACUUUACGAACCUUCGGCUUCCAGUUCAGGUCAACACUCGCGGUUACCUGAGAGCGGACAUUGUUCACCGGCACCUCGAACGUUGUCGAUUCAAUUCCAGUUCAGUCCAUGAACUGGUUGUUACCGGCUUGCAGAGAUAUGGGAGACUCCGAGCACCAUCCCGAGAGGGGACGGCUCUUCCAGCAACAUGUC
Molecule: messenger RNA, 1598 nt
Organism: Pristis pectinata (smalltooth sawfish)
Lineage: Eukaryota; Metazoa; Chordata; Chondrichthyes; Rhinopristiformes; Pristidae
Product: serine/threonine/tyrosine-interacting-like protein 2
Exons: 7
Coding region: 1-1323 (440 amino acids)
Biological process (GO): protein dephosphorylation; negative regulation of MAPK cascade
Cellular component (GO): cytoplasm
Molecular function (GO): MAP kinase phosphatase activity; protein tyrosine/serine/threonine phosphatase activity
Source: RefSeq, a predicted model, not a curated record